Messenger RNA from Pomacea canaliculata, 2187 nucleotides. Its product is annotated as arylacetamide deacetylase-like. Bases 259 to 1509 code for a protein of 416 amino acids. Gene Ontology annotation, molecular function: carboxylic ester hydrolase activity. The transcript is spliced from 7 exons. Lineage: Eukaryota; Metazoa; Mollusca; Gastropoda; Architaenioglossa; Ampullariidae. Gene Ontology annotation, cellular component: membrane. The record is from RefSeq and is a predicted model, not a curated record.
UGCGUCGUCAGGUGUUGAGUGACGUCACGUGCGGUAUGACGCACGUGUAGAGCGCGCAGGUGAGAAAAGGCUGAAAAUAACCCGCACUUCUGUCAGUCGUUAGUGGCGGUCACGUGACACACAAGAAGGCUGGACAGUCUCUCAGCCACAGUUAGUGACAUCACACUCGUUGUGCCAGAAGCUUCGGUCUCUAUGGUAACCUUCAUGACGUCCGGGUGGUGACACUCAGGUGCAGCAUUCAAUUCGAGACCUCAAAGUAUGCGCGUGUUGUUGCUGCUGCUGUUGAGCGUCCUGCUGGUGGCGCUGGCGUACAGGGUGCACCUGGUGCUGCAGCGGCCGCUACCCCCGGGGUUACCAGAACCCGAGAAAGUCCGGUGGCUGGACGAGACUGGACGGAUCGCUCUUGCUGUUAGCUCCAUCAUCCAGCAUCUUGGCUUCAACCCCGCCCACGACAACCUCAAGUUCUUCAUCAACACGGUCUUUUCGCUGACCUUUAACCCCUUGCCAUGGCAGCGACCUGAGCCGGUGACCUUGACUGUGAGCCAGGACGUGUACAGUGGGGUUCCCGUCAGCGUCUACACACCUCACAGGGCCCCAUCCGCCACCCACACCCAGCCCACCAUCGUCUACUUCCACGGAGGAGGAUGGACUUGGAUGUCUGUAGGUGUGUACGAUGGACCGCUCAAGCACCUGGCCAACACCACGCGCUGCAAGGUCAUCGCUGUGGAAUACCGGAAGGCGCCACAUCACGUGUUUCCGGCGGCGUACGAGGACUGCCUGGCCGUCACGCGCUACGUGGUGAAGCAUGCGCUGCAGCUUGGCGUGCGGCAGGACGCCAUCAUGGUGGCAGGUGACGGAGCGGGAGGCAACCUCGCGGCUGCUGUGGCCCUGGCCCUCAGGGACAAGCUCAGCAUGCAGAUCCUCAUCAACCCGGCUCUGCAGGCUCUGAACCUGGCCACGCCCUCGUACCAAGACAACGCCAAGCUGUUGCCAGGGAUUACCUCCCCGGAGAAGGAAGCCACCAACUGGCUGCGCUACGCCGGCCUGCCUGCCCUCUACCUGCCGGCGCUGCUGGCCAAUCAGCACGUGCCACGUCAGCAAGGCCAGCAGCUCGAGCCCCACGUCGACAGCCGACUUCACCUGCCCGGCUACCUCAAUCUCACCCGCAGACACACCGCCGCCCUGGGCGACCCCGACCCCGAGGUCGCCGCGCAGAUUGGUGUCAAGGUCGCCGAUCCCAGGUUCUGCCCCAUGCUCGCCAGUGACGUUAGCGGUGCGGCCAAUGCUUACGUCAUUGUGUCGCAGUAUGACGUUUUAAGAGACGAGGCGGUUAUGUACGCACACCGCCUGCACCAAAGCAAGGUGAAGGUCAAGCUCAAGCACUAUCCCAACGCUUUCCACGGCUUCUUCCUGUUCGCUGGCGGCGGGUGGCUGACAUUUAGAGACAGCCUGCAGGCUAUGGAGGACCUCGUCGACUUCAUCAACGUCAAUGUCUUCGGCAUUUACUGACACACACACACACCUCUCUAUGCUCACCGUCUGGCACUCGGUCCCCGACUAGUUCUGGUGAGUGAUCCAAGAACUAGGUGGAGCUUUUGUAGCCUGUGAAGUCCAGAUACUGUUUGAACUUGACCAGGAAAGCAACAUCAGCAGGUCUGGACGCUGCUGUUUAAACGUUUGACCUCACAAGAUGCUCAGUUAACAUCAACGUACACAUCAUCAGCAUCAGCUAGUAACAUAAAUCUGUGUGCGUGUGUGUGUGCACGCGCUGCCACUGAAGAAUCAUGAGGUCGACUUCAAAACACCACUGUUGGUGCAGCAAGAAACUGAAGUCACUAGUAAAUUACUGAGAAGUGGGAACAAAGACAAGUGGAAGCAAAAGCUAACGAGCAGAAAACUGAUCUUAAAAACAGACAACUAGACCUUUUUUUUAAAUAAGGAGGAUAUUGGAUGGCAUAUUCUUGCACAACAAACAUUUCAGAAAAUAUUUCCAUUUUAUUUGUAAAAUAUUAUAUGCUAACGUACAGAAGGCAGAUCAUAAUUUCUUUGCACUACCUACAUAGGUCAUGCCGACUACGAUGCCUGGUGACAACACAUUAGUCAUCAGCAGGAUGCACAACAUGAAGCAGUCGGCUCAACCAUGUGUAUUUGUAAAAUAUAGUUUGGCUGGCAGCCUUACACUAGGAA